AUGUAUACGGAUUACGGGCUCAGCAUAACCAAGCCGAUGUUAUGCGUUGGCAGCAUGUCCGUAGACAUCGUAGAACAAUGUAAUUCAAUGCCCGCGGAUAAACGAGAUCAUUUAUCCGUGGAUGCUCGUUGGCAGCGCGGAGGCCACGCAAGCAAUGUGAGCUACGUGCUGCGUUUGCUGGGCGCUCAGGUAGAGUUCCUCGGCGUGCUGAGUCGAUCCAGCAUGCUGCGAGAGAUUCUGCAGGAGAUGGAGCGCAUCAACAUUGACUUGAGCAAUUGCCCCAGAACUGAUAAAAAUCCAGCUUUUACUACAGUUGUGAUAGAUCGUAAGACUGGCUGCCGUUCAAUUUUAGAAUGCAGCAGAAAAUUUCCAUACAUCGGCAUAGAGGAGUUCAAAAAGCUUGAUCUAAACCGUUAUGGCUGGGUGCACUUCGAGGCACGCAAUAAGCUGGACAUUAUUCCUAUGAUGCGGGCCAUACAUAACUACAACAGUGGCCGCACAGAUCACAUCAAAAUAUCACUGAAGGUGGACGGGUGCUUCAAUGAGAACAAGGAUCUCUUUGAUAUGUGCCACUAUUUGAUAUUUUCAAGGCAACUGGCACUGGAUCUGGGCUGGCAGUCAGUGAGAGAGACAUGCAUAGAAUUGGAUAAGACUCUGCCUCUGCCACGCUCGAUUCUAAUGCGCAGACCGUCCAUUAUUUGCUCCUGGGGUCCAUACGGUGCUGGCUGCCUGGAUGCUCACGGCCAAUACUUUGAUCUGCCACUUCCUGCAGGCAGAAAGCCUAUCGAUACUUAUGGAGUCGGAGAAUGCUUUACAGCAGGCGUCAUCUAUGCGUUGUAUUUGCGACAAAUGCCUUUGGCUGCAGCCGUAACUUUUGGCAACCGCGUGGCGGUUUUUAAGACAACUAGAAGUGGCUACAAUCAUAUAGCCCAGUUUCAGCACUAUCCUGUGACCAUAAGUAAUGACGAUAAGAGCUCGGAACUAUACUCAGAAGGAGAUGAAUCUGACGAUUUCACUUGCCCGCAAUAA
Molecule: messenger RNA, 1029 nt
Organism: Drosophila hydei
Lineage: Eukaryota; Metazoa; Arthropoda; Insecta; Diptera; Drosophilidae
Product: ketohexokinase-like
Exons: 1
Coding region: 1-1029 (342 amino acids)
Source: RefSeq, a predicted model, not a curated record